Meira miltonrushii is the source of this 1515-nucleotide messenger RNA. Its product is annotated as putative MAP kinase Kpp2. Lineage: Eukaryota; Fungi; Basidiomycota; Exobasidiomycetes; Exobasidiales; Brachybasidiaceae. Gene Ontology annotation, molecular function: MAP kinase activity; ATP binding. The record is from RefSeq and is a predicted model, not a curated record. Gene Ontology annotation, biological process: protein phosphorylation; intracellular signal transduction. Gene Ontology annotation, cellular component: nucleus; cytoplasm. Bases 245 to 1312 code for a protein of 355 amino acids. The transcript has 2 exons.
AUUGUCUUUCUUCAACUACGACGACUCAAAAGAAAGACAUUCAGCCGAACAGGAAAGGGCAACAUCAUAAAAGGACACAAGUUUAUCCCUUGACAACUAUCCCAGCGAAGAUUGUAUUGUCAAUCUUUUAGUUGGAGACAUUCGCUACUGUUUUUGGUCAUUUAUCCCUUUGUUCUUCCUUUCUCGUCCUCAUCGUCGUUCGUAUUGAUCUCAUAACAUUCCUCCUCCUCAAAAACAAAGCACAAUGUCAUCACAACAAACAGCACAACAAGCCGCACAAGCUGCUAGCUUUCGUGUAGGUCAAAAUUAUCAAAUCGUCGAUGUGGUCGGAGAAGGUGCAUACGGAGUAGUAUGCUCUGCAAUUCAUGUUCCAACACAAACCCGCGUGGCAAUCAAAAAGAUAACACCUUUUGAUCAUUCGAUGUUCUGUUUGAGAACAUUACGAGAGAUCAAGUUGCUAAGGCAUUUCAAUCACGAAAACAUCAUUAGCAUUUUGGAUAUCGUCAAGCCUGCUUCGUAUGAAUCAUUCGAUGAAGUUUAUCUCAUUCAAGAAUUGAUGGAAACAGAUAUGCAUAGAGUCAUUCGUACACAAGAGUUAUCCGAUGAUCACUGUCAAUACUUUGUUUAUCAAACUUUGCGUGGUUUGAAAGCUCUUCAUUCUGCACAAGUCUUACAUCGUGACUUGAAACCGAGUAACCUUUUAUUGAACGCAAAUUGCGACCUGAAAAUCUGCGAUUUCGGCUUAGCAAGAUCUGCCGUUCAACCUGAAUCGGACGGACCUGGAUUUAUGACCGAAUACGUUGCAACGAGAUGGUAUCGGGCUCCGGAGAUCAUGUUAACGUUCAAAGAAUAUACCAAAGCCAUUGACGUUUGGUCAGUAGGUUGUAUCUUGGCAGAAAUGUUGAGCGGAAAACCUUUAUUCCCCGGAAGAGAUUAUCAUCAUCAAUUGAGUCUUACUUUGGAAAUUCUUGGUACACCUUCUUUGGACGAUUUUUAUGCGAUCUCCAGCACACGUUCGCGUGAUUAUAUUCGUGCUUUACCUUUCCGUAAACGUCGCAACUUUUCACAGAUGUUCCCAAAUGCCAACCCGCUAGCAGUUGAUUUGAUGGAACGCUGCUUAACCUUCAGUCCUCGAAAACGUAUCACCGUUGAAGAUGCUUUGGCACAUCCAUACUUGGAACCAUACCAUGAUCCAGAAGAUGAGCCAACAGCAGCUCCAUUGGAUCCAAACUUCUUCUCCUUUGAUUACUCCAAAGAGCAAUUAUCACGCAGUCAAUUGAAACAGCUGAUUUAUCAAGAAAUCAUGUCUUAGAGGGUUCUCCUUACCUUUGAUCCAGCAUUUGCUUGACUCUUUUUCUUGAUAGCAUGUAGAUCUCACCAUAUUCUAUAAUGUAUGACGUAUCAUUAUUACUCAUGCAAUGAUUUCUUAUUGUCACAAGCACUUGUAUUGUACAGCUCCCCAGAGAGACCCUUCAUUCCCCUCAAUUCUAUUCUAGAAUAUUCUUAUUUCGUCAA